Molecule: messenger RNA, 561 nt
Organism: Trichophyton rubrum CBS 118892
Lineage: Eukaryota; Fungi; Ascomycota; Eurotiomycetes; Onygenales; Arthrodermataceae
Exons: 1
Coding region: 1-561 (186 amino acids)
Source: RefSeq, a predicted model, not a curated record
AUGGGCAAACAGAUGGAUCAAAUGGCGCAUGACGCAAAUUCUGCUAUAGAAACCCUCCAGCAUCGGAUAUCAGGUACGACCAUAUGCGUAUGCCACCUUGAAUAUUAUGACUAUCAAUCUAACUAUGGUAUCUUUCUAGAACUUGAACAUGGCCAGGAACAGCUCCAAAAGAAAAAUCAGGAGCUAGUCAACGUGUACAGGGAUAAAUGCAAGAAACACGCACAGAUGACGAAUCUCUAUAACUUACUGAAGAAUCGUGCCAUUCGGUCUCAAAUCCAAACAGCUGUUUCCGAUACUGUUGCUCAGACACUCAAUUCAUAUGGAGCAGUCGAUAAUACCCAGCACGCUAGCCUAGAUCCACAACGGCCUACAACAAGCCUCACCGUCUCUCGCAUGAGUGAUAUCAAUCAGUAUAACAGGGCAAGCAAUGACCAUGACUCUAGAGUUCCACGGCAACAUAAAGGGGCCUUUAACCAUCGUAAUGGAACCAUGAUGCCUCCUCCCUCUGUGAUACCAGUAUCCCGAGUUGGUAAGUGUCGUUGGUUCGGAAUUUUCCUUUGA